Messenger RNA from Stomoxys calcitrans (stable fly), 1356 nucleotides. RefSeq names its product G-protein coupled receptor Mth2-like. Bases 3 to 1286 code for a protein of 427 amino acids. The transcript is spliced from 7 exons. NCBI's taxonomy places the organism in Eukaryota, Metazoa, Arthropoda, Insecta, Diptera, Muscidae. The record is from RefSeq and is a predicted model, not a curated record.
AUAUGAUGGGUAGAAGCAAGUUUUUGAAAUAUUUAUUCCUUACCAUAUACAUCUCAAGUUUUGUGCGUGGUUUGGCAUCUGAAAAUUGUCAAGAUCGUCGAAAACUUUGCAUGACAUUGUGUUGUGAAAAAUGGAAAUCUUUCAACUUGAACUCAAAACGUUGUGAGUCAUUAGACAAAGCGGCAAACAUCUCAUGGAUGAAGCGCAUGCCAUUGGGCCGUAAUUAUGUUAGAACCAUAAGUGUACUAGAUGAUUUUGAUCAUAAGGUAGAAACCCCUUGCAGUGCUCCCCUAGAAGUUAUAGACAAUGAACCAAAUACAUUAAACUUGGAUCAUAUUUUUGGCGAUUAUUGUUUUACCCCUCAUCGCCUUGAGUUAGGAGGAAAAUAUACCCUACUUCCACUUCCCAAACAAUGUAUAGCUGUUAAAGAAGAAACUAAUGUUCAGGAAAAUGAAGUUGAGGCGUUGAAAAAUGCCUAUUUAAUUCCAUAUUUUACUGCCACAAUCCUCUCUACGCUUCUCAUGCUAGCGACGAUUUUGGUCUAUGGAACACUGAAGGAACUGCGUGAGAAGAUCAAUUCAAAACUUUUUAUAUGCUAUGGCAUUUCAAUGAUGAUACCAAGUAUUCUUAUGAUGCCAGCUGUCUAUGAUUAUCACUAUCCAUAUUUGGAACAGUAUGAAAAAGAUAUUAUCAGCAAAACUAUGUUUUAUUUCGGCAUCUCAAGUCUUCAAUGGUCGAAUGUUACUUGUUUCGAGAUGCGUCGAACAUUUCGACAAAUAAAUACGGAACGCAAUUGGAAAAAGGAUUUAAAACGUUUCUUGUGGUAUUCUUUGUAUGUUUGGAGUAUAUCCUUUAUACUGACUAUGGUAGCAUGGAGAUUUUCUCUUCGGAAUAUGCAUGAGGUUUUGCUUGUACCAUACAUUACGGUCAACACAAUUGUAUUUGUAAUUCUAAUAGUGGACGUUUUGAGAACGCGUUUAAAAGUGGCCAAAUUAAAAGAGGAAAAACAUUCUGUGUGGCAAAUUUUACCAACUAUUUUACGCAUAUUUGCCAUGAUGGGUCUCUCUCAAAUCACCCAUUACUCAGUAGUUCUUGUAACAUUUCUGAAUGAUACUUCAAUAAUUAAAAUUAUUAUGAUAUUUACUGUAAUCUCCACUUUGGAUGCUCUGCUAAUUUUCAUACUCUUUGUUAUGAAAGCCGAGGUUCGCAGUGUUUUGAAAACAAGAAUCUGCUGUUGUCGUAAACAGUACAAAAAGGACCCGCAAACCAAUACCAUGUCUCUAUAAAAAAUACAAGUCUUAUUAAUUCUUUUACACUACACAUAACCACAAAUAAAAGAUAACGAAUCAUAGACAA